This is a messenger RNA of Drosophila serrata, 565 nucleotides long. RefSeq names its product enhancer of yellow 2 (gene e(y)2). Gene Ontology annotation, biological process: positive regulation of DNA-templated transcription; mRNA export from nucleus. Lineage: Eukaryota; Metazoa; Arthropoda; Insecta; Diptera; Drosophilidae. Gene Ontology annotation, cellular component: nuclear pore; SAGA complex. The record is from RefSeq and is a predicted model, not a curated record. Gene Ontology annotation, molecular function: transcription coactivator activity.
UCAUUUCAAACGGAAAAUCCGGCUAACACACUCAAGCCAAGAGAAAUAGUUUUUUAUAUAUAUAAAUAUACGAUUUUCCUGGGAAAUCCCACUCUACUGCCGCCCUGCCGCCGGCAAUGACCGUCUCCAAUGCUGUGGACCAAUUCACCAUGCUGACCGGCGACCGUUCGAAGAUCAAGGAUUUGCUGUGCAGCCGGCUAACGGAGUGCGGCUGGCGGGACGAGGUGCGUCUGCUAUGUCGAACGAUUCUGAUGGAGAAGGGAUCCAACAAUAGCUUCACCGUGGAACAGCUGGUAUCGGAGGUGACACCCAAAGCCCGCACUCUGGUCCCCGAUGCUGUCAAAAAGGAACUACUGAUGAAAAUUCGCACCAUUCUGACGGAGAACGAGAACGAGGAUGAUGACGAUGAGGUUGAGGAGCCAGAGGAUGAGCCAUAAACUAGCAAAUACUGCAUGCAUGUUUCCUUUGGAAUUCAGGACUUUUAAAGGAAUAUUUACAGUUUAAUUACUCAAAUUUAUUUGUACGAUUUUAUACAUAAAUCCCGGCCAGGGAAUGGAUACACACA